AUGGCAUCCGAGACCCAUCACGAGAAGGUCCACCCUAUUCAACCUGUCCAUACUGCUUCUUCAAUGAACCCUCAACAAGGCCCUGAAGAGGCUCUAUACCUUCCCAAUGGCAACCUGUUCCUCGCCAAUGGUAUGGCCGUGGCCUCUGGUGGUCGCCUUCAGCCUGGUCUAUGGAGACCACUUGAGCACCGCAAGUUUGCCAACCCGGCACCUCUUGGCCUGAGCGCGUUCGCCUUGACGACCUUCGUCCUUUCUUGCAUCAAUAUGGAGGCCCGUGGAGUCACCGUCCCUGCCGUUGUCGUUCCUUUGGCUUUCGGCUAUGGUGGACUCGUCCAGCUCCUGGCUGGCAUGUGGGAGAUGGCUGUCGGUAACACAUUCGGUGCCACUGCACUGUCGUCAUAUGGCGGUUUCUGGAUCGCCUAUGGCCUCCUUCAGACACCCACCUGGGGCAUCACACAAGCGGAUGGUCCUUACAAUGGGGAGACGGCCAACCCCGUCGGCUUCUUCUUGACCGGCUGGUUCAUCUUCACCACCAUCAUGCUCCUCUGCACCCUUCGAUCCACCGUCGCCUUCUUCUCCCUCUUCUUCUUCCUUGACCUGGCCUUCCUCUGCCUCUCCGUCGAGAACUACGCCCACGACCUCGGCAACGCCGAGGCUGCGCUCGCCCUGAAGAAGGCCGGCGGCCUUUUUGGGUUCCUCGCUGCCUUCCUCGCUUGGUACAAUGCCUUGGCCGGUAUCCAGGACAGCAGCAACUCCUUCUUCACCGUCCCCGUUAUCCACUUCCCCUGGUCUGACAAGGGCAAGCAGCUUCGCGGCAAGAAGACUCAGCACACAGCUUAA
Clonostachys rhizophaga is the source of this 840-nucleotide messenger RNA. The record is from the annotation of a GenBank genome assembly. Lineage: Eukaryota; Fungi; Ascomycota; Sordariomycetes; Hypocreales; Bionectriaceae.